GCAGCCAGGUGCUUCUGGUCUCCCAUGUGGGUGCAGGGCCCAAGCACUUGGGCCAUCCUCCACUGCACUCCAAGGCCACAGCAGAGAGCUGGACAGGAAAAGGAGCAACCGGGACAGAACCCGGCGCCCCGACCGGGACUAGAACCCGGUGUGCCGGCGCCGCAGGCGGAGGAUUAGCCUAGUGAGCCGCGGUGCCGGCCUGAGAUGAUGGCAUUGUGAACAUUCAUAGUCACGUUUGAGACCCCUUGGCUUUUCCAAGCAUCUGCCAAUACCAAGAAAUGUAUAGUUACAAUAUGUAUGAAAAAUAGGAUUUUUAGUGGAGGUGUAAUUGAAGGCCUUGCUAAUUUCCCCAGACUAAUAGACUGUAUCAAGAUAUUUGUGAUCCUGUAGUGUUUUACUGUGUUUUGUGUAAUCUAAAAUUUUUGUGUUUUAAAAUAAUGAUCUGGCUCUUUCCGCCAUCUUGGAGCCUGUGGAGGCCUGCAGGGAGCAGGACUUCUAGAAGGCAGCUAUGUCUGGAAGACUGUGGUGCAAGGCCAUUUUUGCUGGCUAUAAGCGAGGUCUCUGGAACCAAAGGGAAUACACAGCACUGCUUAAAAUUGAAGGUGUUUAUGCUCAGGAUGAAACUGAAUUCUACUUGGGCAAGAGGUGUGCUUAUGUGUACAAAGCAAAGAACAACACAGUGACUCCUGGCGGCAAACCUAACAAAACCAGAGUAAUCUGGGGAAAGGUAACUUGCGCUCACGGAAACAAUGGCAUGGUUUGUGCCAAAUUCCGAAGCAGCCUUCCUGGGAAGGCCAUUGGACACAGAAUCCGUGUGAUGCUGUACCCCUCAAGGAUUUAAACUAUUGAAAAGUAAAUAAAUAAAAGUGGAUUUGUUAAAAAAAAAUGCUCUGAACAUUUUGCCUUGAAAUUUAAGUUCAGUUACUUAGUUGCUCUGGAGACUAGUUUUUUAGUUUUCUAAAAAAUUUUAUUUAUGGGGCCGGUGCUGUGGCGUAGUGGAUAAGACUGCAGCCUGUAGUGCUAGCAUCCCAAAUGGGUACCAGUUUGAGUCCUGGCUGCUCUGCUUCCGAUCUAGCUCUGCUAGGCCUGGGAAAGCAGUAGAGAAUGGUCCAAGUCCUUGAGCCCCUGCACCUGCAAUGGGAAGCCUGGAGGAGGCUCCUGGCUCCUGGCUUCAGAGCCAGGAGUAAACCAGUGGAUGGAAGACCUCUGUCUCUACAUCUGCAUCUGCAUCUUAAAAAUUUGAGAGAGUGUGCCCUGUGCUUGUUCACUCCCUAAAUACCUGCAAUAAUUGGUCUCCCAUGUAGGGUGCAGGAACUCAGUUACCUGGGCCAUUGCUGUUGCCUCCCAGGGGUGCAUUGGCAAGAAGCAGGGAAAUCACACAGGUAUGUUGACGUGAGACAUGGAGGUUAAACAGUGAAGAAAAAGACCUCAUUUGCCAGUCAAGACUUUCCCUCUCCCCACUUCGGAAGUUCUGUAAGACAACACUUUAACUGUGGUGAUUAUCAAGUUUUCGUAAAAUAAGUAAUGUGCUAACCUUAGGAAAUUUUGAGAAAGCCAAAGCAAAGUACAUACUUCUCAAAGCAUUCUUUAUUAAAUGGUUUAUUUAACCUUUUCUAAACUUAGUGUGCUUUUACUUAUAAAAACAUCUUUGUAUACAAUUUUAAUAGUUGAAUGUUUUCCUCCCAUUUUGUUUUCAAGGCAUAAGAGAUUUUUAAAGUCAGAAUUGGAUAUAUACUGUUUGUAAAAAUUUUCAGCUCUUCCUCCCCCCCGCCCACCUCUGACAUAACAUUUGGGAUCGAAUUUCUUUUAUAAAUGUAUUUCAGUGACUGCAUGUACCAUUAAAUCCAUGUGCCAUAA
Molecule: messenger RNA, 1857 nt
Organism: Oryctolagus cuniculus (rabbit)
Lineage: Eukaryota; Metazoa; Chordata; Mammalia; Lagomorpha; Leporidae
Source: RefSeq, a predicted model, not a curated record